CAGCAAGGCUGACAUGUGCAGCUUCAGCUCAGCCUGUAUGUAGUAAACGCUGUCGACCGCUCUCUUUCAUCCAGACUCCGCUUUUCCUUCAUCUUCCCGAUUUCUUGGUGACUCUUGCAAAUAUGACGUCCACGAUCAACAACGCGCUCAACAGCAUGCUGUCAGCCCUCAAUCUGGGAGGAAAGAAGCAGGAAAGCGAGCCGCAGGCGGAGCCUCCUGCUGAUGCUGAUCUGAAAGAGCUACGAGAGAAGUACGAGAAGGCUGGUCAGGGACAGGUGUUCACAUAUUGGGAUGAUCUGAAACCGCAUGAGAAGGGACAGUUGUUUCAGCAGCUGCAACCCAUUGACCCGGAGCACAUUAACAAGAUCGCCGACAAGGCGCUCAACCCUCCGAAGCCGACUAGCGAAGAUGAGAAGCCCGUACUCGAGCAAUUACCGGAGUCUGCGACGACUUCCACCAUCGACAGUAAGCAAGGCGAUCUGGAGAAAUGGUACAAGUCCGGUCUAGAGUCGAUCUCGCAGAACCAGGUUGCGGUUGUGCUCAUGGCAGGUGGGCAAGGUACGAGGCUGGGCAGCUCGGCGCCCAAGGGUUGCUACGACAUCGGUCUCCCGAGCAAGAAAUCACUGUUCCAACUGCAGGCAGAGCGGAUCCGCAAGCUACAGUACCUGGCAAAGAAGCAUCACAGCACGGAUGCGGUUGUACCGUGGUACAUCAUGACUUCUGGCCCAACGCGCAAGCCUACGGAGCAAUUCUUCGAGGAGCACAAAUACUUCGGCCUCGAUCGCAACAAUGUCGUCAUCUUCGAACAAGGUGUGCUACCAUGUCUGAGCAUGAACGGCAAGAUUCUGUUGGAGACGAAAGGGAAGGUUGCUGUCGCUCCUGACGGCAACGGCGGUCUUUACGCUGCCUUGAUCGCUAGCGGCGUGGUGCAAGAUAUGGAGAAGCGUGGCGUCCAGCACAUCCAUAUGUUUGGCGUCGACAACUGCCUUGUACGCGUUGCUGAUCCUACAUUCAUCGGAUUUAGCGCAGAGAAGGACGUUGACAUCGCGACGAAAGUUGUCCGCAAGCGGGACGCUAAGGAGUCUGUCGGUCUUAUCCUGCAGAAGAACGGCAAGCCAGACGUCGUGGAGUACUCUGAAAUCGACGCUGCGACAGCUGAAGCAAAAGACCCGAAAGACAGCAGUCUCCUCAAGUUCCGCGCCGCCAACAUUGUAAAUCAUUACUACAGUUUCCGCUUCCUGCAAAGCAUCCCUGAGUGGGCACAUCAACUACCGCAUCACGUGGCUAAGAAGAAGAUACCUUCCAUUCCUCUAGACUCGAAGACCGGCGAGCAGGUGAAACCCGACAAGCCGAACGGUAUCAAGCUUGAACAAUUUGUGUUCGACUGCUUCCCCUUCUUGUCGAUGGACAAGUUCGCUUGCCAGGAGGUCAAACGCGAAGAGGAGUUCUCAGCACUGAAGAACGCACCCGGCACGGGUGAAGACGAACCGCAGACGUCAAGGCGCGACAUUAUGCAGCUCGGCCGCAAGUUCCUGGAGGACGCUGGGGCUAUCGUGGUCAGCGAAGGCGAGGACGCAGGUGUCGAGGUCAGUCCGCUGAUCAGCUAUGCUGGUGAAGGUCUGGAGUUCUUGAAGGGAAGACAGAUCAAAGCACCAGCUGUGAUAGAGAAGGAGGACUAGGUGGUCCAAGUAUUCUGAAUGAGCGUUGUUAUGAUGGGGUCGGUGAGAUGAGCUUUUCACGAGCGCAGGACGAUAGAUAUGAUCAAAGAUCGAGACGGUGCUUUCACUCUGUUUUCAGCCUGAUGCGGUGGCGUCCGUCUUCGUAGAGCCGCUGGCAUGUUUGUGCGCCAUCUUGGUCGGCACCUGACCCAAAGUGGCACGUCCAAUCAGAAGUCCGCAAGCCCGCAAUCAAGGCCACGGGAAGCGAUCUGCUUCCCGCGGCACUAGUGUCAGUAAUUUCUGUUUGCAAGUCGCAGAAAGGUCUUCGUUUCUUCUUCCUCGCAUAGCAACCUUCAACGUCGCACUGAGCAGAGUGGAAUCGCUGUCGUUGGGCGAGGGCAGAAGGAGAGGUGGUCUGUACGGAGAGAAGGAGUGUCGAG
Molecule: messenger RNA, 2098 nt
Organism: Baudoinia panamericana UAMH 10762
Lineage: Eukaryota; Fungi; Ascomycota; Dothideomycetes; Mycosphaerellales; Teratosphaeriaceae
Exons: 1
Coding region: 123-1679 (518 amino acids)
Biological process (GO): UDP-N-acetylglucosamine biosynthetic process
Molecular function (GO): UDP-N-acetylglucosamine diphosphorylase activity
Source: RefSeq, a predicted model, not a curated record